AUGAGGAGCGACGAUCCGCUAGAGGAGAACCUGUAUCUCACUGGUGGCGCGAACCAAAGCGUCGUCGACCCGCAAAGAGAGAGGGAGGCGGUGGACGACUUCAGGACCAACCUCGUGCGCGGAGCUGCCACAGCGAGGACCGUCGGCCAGUCUGGCGUCUCGUACGACGCGGCACCGCAGCACGUCUCCGACGACCGCAGCGGUUACGAUGCGCGCAACCUGCCCGGCGACGACGACCUCGAGCGCCUCGCGCUCUCCAUCGACGUCCGACAGUACCGCCCUCGCCGCCGCAUCUGCGGAAUCGACUGCACGGCGCUGCUGGACCGCCUCGCUCCGCCUGACUGGUGGUACUCGCUGUCGUACCGGCAACGCAACAUCGCGAAAGCGUUCGUGUGGGGCGGCGCGGCGCUCCUGGUGCUCGUCCUCGUGAUCUCCACGUCGGCGCAGUGGGCGCGGACCGCGAAGGCGAACGAGACGUGCCGCUGGACCAAGUACCGUCUCCCAACCGCCGUGCGCCCCACGCGGCAGGAAGUGUCAUUGACGCUGCCGGAGAUCAAGCCGGGCGCGGAGGUGACCGGGACGACGUCGAUCUACGUAGAGGUGGAGGCGCAGGAGCCGACGCGGCGCGCCGAGGUCGCCGCCGGGUGGGCGGCGACUGCGGUGGGCACCUUCGGACGGCGGCUUGCAGGGCGGGGGCUGCGCGCGAGCGAGGACGGCGGCGUGAACUGCAUCAUCAUGCACGCGGCAGGCAUGGACGUGCGCAGCGCCGAGGUGGUGGUCGUCGACGCGGACGGCGCCGCGCAGGGGGAGGCGCAGCGCGCCAAUUUCGCGAUGGGGGGGGAGUCCGAGCAGCUGAGCCUGCACGUGGCCGACGCGGUGCCAGGGGGCUCGCGGGCGCGCAUCGACAUCUCGUUCGCGUACCGCCUGCAGCCCGGGCUCCGCGGGCUGUACCUGAGUCAGUACGACGCGGGGGGGGAGUCCGACGACGAGGACGAGGGGGUGUCGUACCUCGCGACGACGCAGAUGCAGACGACGGACGCGCGGCGCGCGUUUCCGUGCUUCGACGAGCCCGCGCUGAAGGCGGUGUUCCAGCUCACGGUCGACGCCCCCGCGGGCCUGACGGCGCUCUCCAACACCCCCGAGGGGACUCUCCCGGCGGGGACCGCGCCGCCCGAGGGCCUCGAGCGCCACGCGUUCCAGCCCACGCCGCCGAUGUCGUCGUACCUCGUCGCCCUCGUCGUCGGCAGCCUGGUUCACACAUCUGUAGACGCUGAGAGCUCUUACGACCCGAAGCUGCCGAUUCGCGUGUUCGGCGUGGAGGGGCGGGACCCCGCGUCGCUCGAGGCGGCCGCGCGGUUCGCGUCGAAGAUCGUGCCGGCGUACGAGGGGCUGUUCGGUUCGAAGUUCAAGUUGCCCAAGUUGGAUCUCGUGGCGGUGCCGGACUUCGCGGCGGGCGCGAUGGAGAACUGGGGCCUCGUGACGUACCGCGAGACGGACCUCCUGGUGUCGACGGAGACGUCCAGCAGGGGCGUGCGGCGCGUGGCGGUCGUGGUGGCGCACGAGCUAGCCCACAUGUGGUUUGGGGACCUGGUGACCACGCGCUGGUGGAACGACAUCUGGCUCAACGAGGGCUUUGCGUCGUACUUCGAGCACGUGGGGGCGGACGCGGCGAACGCGGAGUACGCGCACCUCCCGAGCCUCUUCGUGGACACGGCGCGCGGCGCGCUGCACGCGGACGGCCUCGCGUCGUCCCACGCGCUGGCGCCCCCGCCCGAGGACGUCGACUCGAAACUCGCGGUCGAGUCCAUGUUCGACACGAUCAGCUACCGCAAGGGCGCGUCGUUCCUGCACAUGCUGCGCUGGAUGGUGGUCCGCGAAGGUCUUAACCCCGUCGGCGAGGACCAGCUCGUCACGGCGCUCCGGAGCUACCUCCAGGCGCACGAGCUGUCGUCGGUGACGACGCGCGGCUCCUUCGUGCCCGCCGUCGCGCGCGUCGUCGGCGACGGCGACGAGGAGGCAGGGAAGGAGACGCUCGACUCCUGGCUCUACCGGCAAGGCUACCCGCUCGUCCUCGUGACCAUGGUGCGCGACGAGGACCCGUCCAUCGACGGACACGUGCGCGUGGAGCAGCUGCCGUUCCUGGAAGGCGCCGGGACGGGCACGUGUAGCGACGCGGAGCCCGCGGCGGACCGCGGCGUUGCGGCGAACGAGGGCCGCUGGCUCGUGCCGCUCGAGAUGCGGCGGGGGCGUGACCCUGACCACGUCAAGUGGUACGCCCUCGACAGGUGCAAGCCCGCGCACCACGUGGUCGAGGUGGCGCCGGAGAACGACGAGGAGUACCUCCUCGUGAACGCGGGGCACCGCGGGUUCUACAGGGUCGCGUAUGACGCGAGCUUGUGGGGGCGGCUGGUCGCUGCGGCGCGAACGCGGCCCACGGUCGACAGCGCGUGGGGGCUCACCGAGCAGGACAUCGCCGGGCUCCUCGACGACGCGUGGGCGCUGUCGCGCGCGGGCAUGCAGCCGAUCUCGCACUUCCUGGGCCUGGUGCGCGCGGUGGGGGCGCGCACUGGCCCCCUCGAGUACUCCACGUGGGCGACGAUUCCGGGGUAUCUGACGGAGCUCGGGUGGUACUCGGAGGUCAUGGGGAAGCGCGGGUGCGACGCUGAGCUCGCGACGUGGGCGAAAGAGAAGCUGUACCGCCCGCUGCGGCUGGCGCACCCCGGGAUCGGUUCCCUGCAGGCGGACCCCGAAACACUGCCCCCCGCGACCAGGCUGGUGCGCGCGAGGAUGCUGCUGCACCUCGGUCUCCUGGGCGACGACGAGGUCGGGCGCGAGGCGUUCGACCUGCUCAAGAUGCGCGCGGACGUCGUGCUGCAGGAGGACGGCCGGACCCCGCAGCCAGGCUCGGAGGGGUGGAUCCACCCGGACACGCGGGACGUGACGUACGAGGUGGCGAUGCUGCGCGACGGAACGAAGUCGUUCGACCUCGUCAAGGGGCUGCACAAGGCCGCGCGGGACCCCGCCGAGGUCGAGCGCGCGCUCAUGGCCCUGGCCAGCAGCCGAAACGGCGACCUGGCACGCGCUGCCAUCGACUAUGCUCUCAGCGAGCACGUGCGCGCCCAGGACAAGCUCCGCGUCCUCACGCGCGUGGCGUACUCGAGCCACGAGAACGCGCAGUGGACGUGGAAGGCGAUCCGCAACCGCUGGGGCGAGAUCGCGGCGCAGGUGGGGGGCACGGGCGCGGCGGCGGGCCGCAUGGGGCGGCUGGUGUCGACCGUCGCGGGGCGGCUCGCGGAGCGCGACGCGAUCGAGAUCGCGCGGGAGCUGCGGAGCGCGCACCCGGAGGAAAUCUCGGAAUCAGAUUUCAAGAAAGCGCAGGAGGCAGUGGAGUCGAACAUGGCGUGGGUGGAACGCAACGGGCAGUCGAUGUGCGAGUGGGUGCGCGCGCACGCCUCGUAG
This is a messenger RNA of Pedinophyceae sp. YPF-701, 3459 nucleotides long. The record is from the annotation of a GenBank genome assembly. Lineage: Eukaryota; Viridiplantae; Chlorophyta; Pedinophyceae.